Mangifera indica (mango) is the source of this 1445-nucleotide messenger RNA. RefSeq names its product alcohol dehydrogenase-like 3. The transcript has 10 exons. Gene Ontology annotation, molecular function: S-(hydroxymethyl)glutathione dehydrogenase [NAD(P)+] activity; zinc ion binding. Gene Ontology annotation, cellular component: cytosol. The coding region runs from base 70 to 1209 and encodes 379 amino acids. The record is from RefSeq and is a predicted model, not a curated record. Gene Ontology annotation, biological process: formaldehyde catabolic process. NCBI's taxonomy places the organism in Eukaryota, Viridiplantae, Streptophyta, Magnoliopsida, Sapindales, Anacardiaceae.
GAAUGGUGUAUUAUCCACGAGAAGCUUCUCAUCCAUCUCUCCACAAUUAAAUUAGAAGACAUAGCACCAAUGGAGACGAGCGGAAAGGUGAUCACUUGCAAGGCUGCUGUGGCACGAGGUCCCGGAGAACCUCUAGUCAUAGAAGAAAUCAAAGUUGAUCCUCCACAGAAAAUGGAGGUCAGAAUGAAGGUCCUCUACAGUUCAGUCUGUCAUACUGAUCUUAAUGCCUGGGAAGGAACGAAUGAAGCUCAGCGAGCAUUUCCUCAAAUUCUAGGCCAUGAAGCUGCCGGAAUAAUAGAGAGCGUUGGAGAAGGUGUGACAGACUUGAAGAAAGGAGACCAUGUAAUUCCAAUCUUCAAUGGCGAGUGUGGGAGCUGCGUGUAUUGCAAAAGCCACAAGACCAAUCUGUGUGAAACUUUACGCGCAAAUCCCAUGAAAUUUGUGAUGGCGAACGAUGGAAAGUCUAGAUUUUCCACCAUGGAUGGAAACCCAAUUUAUCAUUUUCUCAACUGCUCUACUUUCUCAGAGUACACUGUCAUUGAUGCUGGAUGCGCUGCCAAGAUUGACCCCGAGGCUUCUCUCAAGAAGAUGAGCUUGUUAAGCUGCUGUAUUUCCACCGGAGUUGGAGGUGCAUGGAAUUGUGCUAACGUGCAUGCUGGUUCUACUGUGGCUAUUUUCGGAUUGGGGGCUGUCGGACUCGCCGUUGCUGAAGGAUCAAGAGCAAGAGGAGCAUCAAGAAUAAUAGGAGUCGACACUAACUCCGAAAAAUUUAUAAAAGGAAAAAAAGUAGGGGUCACAGAUUUUAUAAAUCCGAAGGAACUUUCAACGCCGGUGUAUGAGAGAAUCAGAGAAAUGACAGGAGGAGGUGUGGAUUACAGUUUUGAAUGUGCAGGAAAUGUGGAUAUUCUCCGAGAGGCCUUUUUGUCCUCUCAUGAUGGUUGGGGAUUGACGAUUGUAUUAGGAAUCCAUCCAACACCAAGAAUGCUUCCUCUUCAUCCAAUGGAGUUGUUUGAUGGCCGAAAAAUCACCGGAUCUAUUUUUGGCGGAUUUAAAGGGAAGUCUGAGCUUCCGAAUCUAGCCCAACAGUGCACCAAUGGGGUUUUGAAUUUAGAUGAAUUUAUAACUCAUGAACUCCCAUUUGAGAAGAUCAAUGAAGCCUUCCAACUGCUCCUUGAUGGAAAGUCACUCCGAUGUGUUCUCAAUUUUUAGCUAAGCUUUUAGGCCAUUAAAUUUGCGUCGUAUUUUAUGCCAUAUUGUAUGAAAUAAUAGGGUGUUUGAUGUUCAUUAUAUUUCAUGAACUUAUAGCUAAAUCAAGUAUUGAUUGGCUCAAACUCAAUUCGUUGGCUUUUGGGUGAAGCUCGAGAUCUAGUUCAAGUUCGGCCAGCUUCUGUUUUCCACAAAAGGGAUUUCAAAAAACAAACCAAUAAGAUUGACUUCUACGUCCG